AUGAUUAGCUGUAUCCCUGCUAAAAAUGCAAAUACUACUGCAGCUAUCCUGUCCUUUAUUUCAUUCUUGAGUCUCCUUUUAUUGAACUUUGGGACACCAACUAUCGAGUCAAUUUAUAUUGCGAGCGUUGAAGUGAGUAGUGGUAAUCUAAAGGGCCAAAAAAUUAUAUUUGGAUUAUAUGGCGCUUGCCUACAAGCUACCAUGAUGGACACUAAAUCUAGAUGCACGAAUAGCAAUGAUGGUCUUGAUAGUGACUAUAUCAUUUCAAAUACCCGUACAAAAUUUUUGUUGUCUAUGCAUGCUGUUGGUGUAGUAACAUCAUUCAUAUUGUUUUGCAUGGGCUUGUAUAUUCGCCAUGGUCAAACUAUAUAUAAAAGAGUGACAUGGAUAUUCGCAUUAUUCAGUUCUUUUAUCAUUUUGUUAGCAAUGGGAGGACAAAUUGACCUUUAUUUACAAGUCAAAAACGACACGCCAAUUCAUGGAAUAUCUACAACACUUGGAGCUAGUGGAUUUCUUCUUGUGGUUGUACCUCUCAUAUUAUCAAUCUUGUCAAUCUUUAUAUUUUAUAUCGGAGAACACGCUGUAAUUAAAGAAGGCAGCAUUCCAACCAUAGGCACAGAAAUGUCCAUUCAGCGACAUGUUCCUUAA
Entrophospora candida is the source of this 648-nucleotide messenger RNA. The record is from the annotation of a GenBank genome assembly. Lineage: Eukaryota; Fungi; Glomeromycota; Glomeromycetes; Entrophosporales; Entrophosporaceae.